Molecule: messenger RNA, 1044 nt
Organism: Cryptomeria japonica (Japanese cedar)
Lineage: Eukaryota; Viridiplantae; Streptophyta; Pinopsida; Cupressales; Cupressaceae
Exons: 3
Coding region: 1-1044 (347 amino acids)
Source: RefSeq, a predicted model, not a curated record
AUGCCCACAUUUUCGGCCAUUACACUAGAAAAGGUGGUAGAGAGCAAUGAAAAAACAAAGGCCAAACUGAAAAACGAAUUGUUAACUGACAGAUAUGGUGCCCCUCCUCGUUUUGGAUCCCCUAAAGUGAUCAGUCAUAAAAGAAGGGGGCUUCCUCCUGUGAUUGUAGAGAAAGUCAAAGUCAACGAUGCCCCCUGCCAGGAUGGAUUUCUGCCUGGUGACAGAGAUCAAGAAUGUGAUACUCAAAGGGGGGUUACUGAAACUAAGAUCACCAGUGAUGACAUAGGGAUGAACAAUGAAGAAAUUAGUGAAACCCAACAAAAAAAUAAGGAAAUUGGGGCUAAGGCCAUCUAUGGACAGACUGAAUGCUGUUGUUUGCCGGAAAAUGAAAUCUGUUUGAAGAGCAAUAGUGAUGAAGUAGGCGACAUCGACUAUACUCCAAGGACAAAUCGAAGUGAUUUCUUUGAUGCAGAGGAUGAUCUCCCUACUGAAGAUGAUCUGGGGCAAUCCUCAAGGAGCUACAACUCACGGACACAUGCUGAACUCGAUAUCCUAAAUUCAAAACUUUCUAUGGAGAUAGGACGGCGCGUAAGGGCAGAAGAAGCUUUAUCACUUUGGCAGAACCUUUGGCAGGAAAUGAAAGAGAGAUUUUCAUUGAGUGGGGUGUCAUUACCAUCAAUAGAAAUUGAUGGAAAUAGAUUGGCUAGCUUUGUUAAUGAUGUCUGUGGUCAGUUCACCAUUGCAAGGACAGUGGCAAAUUCUGUUGGAAGGGCAUCGAUAAGAGCAGAAACAGAACAUGAGAUGAAGAUCCAGAUUGAUAAUAAAAAUUCUGAGAUUUCAAGGUUACGUCAUGAACUCCAGUACUAUGAGUUGGUCAAUCGCGAAAUGUCUCAACGGAAUCAAGAAGCCAUAGAACUUGCAAGGAGACGCCGACGAAGACUGAAGAAAAAACAACAGUGGCUCUGGAGUUCGUUUGGCAUAUCAAUUGCAAUUGGUGCAACAGCUGUGUCAUUACGGCAUAAACUUAAUAUUUAUACACUAUAA